Messenger RNA from Corylus avellana, 1138 nucleotides. NCBI's taxonomy places the organism in Eukaryota, Viridiplantae, Streptophyta, Magnoliopsida, Fagales, Betulaceae. The record is from RefSeq and is a predicted model, not a curated record.
CAAGCUAAAAAAGAAAGGAACGAAGAUGGAUUAUAUAAACCAAUAAACCACCAUUCUCUAAGAAGUUUAUGUGCUUGAAUUUUCUUCAUUCCUUUGUGUGUGUGCUUGUGUCUCGGAAGAGAGAGAGAGAGAGAGAUGGUGAAGAUUUUUGCAGUAUACAAGAAACUGUUGCGUGGACUAAUGAGUAUAGCUGGGGUGAAACCCCAAAUGGUGGAAAUAGAACCAGGAACAGCCAUGCACUUCUGGGUCGGAAACGACGUCGCCAAGAACAAACAAACCAAACCCAAGCCUGCUGUUGUUUUUCUUCAUGGGUUUGCAGCCGAUGGCAUUAUAACGUGGCAGUUCCAAGUCUUUGCUCUUGCGAGAAACUACAGAGUUUAUGUGCCGGAUUUGAUCUUCUUUGGCGGUUCACUCACCGACAAACCGGACCGGUCGCUGGAGUUUCAAGCCGAGUGUUUGGCCAAGGGUCUGAGGAAGCUGGGUGUGGAGAGUUGCACCUUGGUAGGGUUCAGCUAUGGAGGGAUGGUUGGGUUCAAGAUGGCUCAGAUGUACCCGGAGUUGGUUGAGUCUAUGGUGAUCACAGGCUCUGUCAUGGCCUUGACCAAGUCUUUCAGCUGUGCUGCCCUUGAGACGAUCGGGUUCAAUUCCUGGUCCGACCUUUUGCUUCCGAACUCGGCCAAGGGGGUUCAAUUGCUUUAUGAGAUUGCCACCUACAAGCUGCCCAAGAUUCCUAAUUUCAUUUACAAAAACUAUUUGGAGGUAAUGUUUGACAACAGAAAGGAGAAAGUAGAACUACUCAGGGCUUUGGAGAUUGAUGACAAGGACUUUACCCUACCACAUAAUUACCCACAGAGGGUACAUCUACUGUGGGGAGGGAAUGACAUGAUUUUCACCAGGGAAGUUGCCAACAACUUGAAGAGGCAACUGGGAGACACAGCUACGCUGCAAUACAUAGAGAAAGCAGGUCACCUUGUUCAGAUUGAACGGCCAUGCAUCUACAACAGGCUCCUCAAACAAAUUCUUGCCCCUCCAGGAGAAGAUAGGCUCAAAAGACACUGAUGUUUUUGUUGUUUGUUGUCUUUUUUACAAUGGAUUCAAACUAAUUACCCCUGCUUUAUGAGAUGUUGAUUUCUUUAAA